AUGUCCAGUGGGGGUAGGUUUAAUUUUGACGAUGGAGGGUCCUACUGUGGAGGCUGGGAGGACGGCAAGGCGCACGGCCAUGGCGUCUGCACCGGCCCCAAGGGCCAGGGCGAAUACACGGGCUCGUGGAGCCACGGCUUCGAGGUGCUGGGCGUCUACACCUGGCCCAGCGGCAACACGUACCAGGGCACCUGGGCGCAGGGCAAGCGCCACGGCAUCGGCCUGGAGAGCAAGGGGAAGUGGGUGUACAAGGGCGAGUGGACGCACGGAUUUAAGGGGCGCUACGGGGUGCGGGAGUGCACGGGCAACGGGGCCAAGUACGAAGGGACCUGGAGCAACGGGCUGCAGGACGGCUACGGCACCGAGACCUACUCGGAUGGAGGGACCUACCAGGGACAGUGGGUCGGCGGCAUGCGCCAAGGCUACGGCGUGCGGCAGAGUGUCCCCUACGGCAUGGCGGCGGUCAUCCGCUCGCCCCUGAGGACGUCCAUCAACUCUCUGCGCAGCGAGCACACCAACGGCGCGGCGCUGCACCCGGACGCCUCCCCGGCGGUGGCCGGCUCCCCGGCCGUGUCCCGGGGGGGCUUCGUGCUCGUGGCCCACAGCGACUCCGAGAUCCUCAAGAGCAAGAAGAAGGGGCUGUUCCGGCGCUCGCUGCUGAGCGGCCUGAAGCUGCGCAAGUCCGAGUCCAAGAGCAGCCUGGCCAGCCAGCGCAGCAAGCAGAGCUCGUUCCGCAGCGAGGCGGGCAUGAGCACCGUCAGCUCCACGGCCAGCGACAUCCACUCCACCAUCAGCCUGGGCGAGGGCGAGGCCGAGCUGUCGGUCAUCGAGGACGACAUCGACGCCACCACCACCGAGACCUACGUGGGCGAGUGGAAGAACGACAAGCGGGCCGGCUUCGGCGUGAGCCAGCGCUCCGACGGGCUCAAGUACGAGGGCGAGUGGGCCAGCAACCGGCGGCACGGCUACGGCUGCAUGACCUUCCCCGACGGCACCAAAGAGGAGGGCAAGUACAAGCAGAACAUCCUCGUGAGCGGCAAGCGCAAGAACCUCAUCCCGCUGCGUGCCAGCAAGAUCCGGGAGAAGGUGGACCGGGCCGUGGAAGCGGCUGAGCGGGCUGCCACCAUUGCCAAGCAGAAGGCGGAGAUUGCAGCCUCCAGGACCUCCCACUCCCGGGCCAAGGCCGAGGCAGCCCUCACUGCGGCGCAGAAGGCCCAGGAGGAAGCACGGAUCGCCAGGAUCACUGCCAAAGAGUUCUCCCCUUCCUUCCAGCACAGGGAAAACGGGCUCGAGUACCAGCGGCCGAAGCGCCAGGCUUCCAGCGACGACAUCGAGGUGAUCUCCAUGGGGACGCCCAUGCAGCAGGAGAGCCCGGAGCUGUACCGCAAGGGCACCACCCCCUCGGACCUGACGCCCGACGACAGCCCCCUGCAGAGCUUCCCCGCCAGCCCCUCGGCCACCCCCCCGCCGGCCCCCGCCUCCAGGAACAAGGUCGCCCACUUCUCGCGACAGGUGUCGGUGGACGAGGAGCGGGGCGGGGACAUCCAGAUGCUCCUGGAGGGCAGAGGGGGGGACUACGGCCGCCACAGCUGGGGUGAGGAGAAGGCGGGGGCUUCCAGGGGCAUCCGCAGCGGGACCCUCCGCAGCGGCCCGCCCUCGGAGGACUUCCGCACCCGGGGGGGCUCGGGCCACAAGCAGCCCGGUAACCCCAAGUCCCGGGAGCGGCGGACGGAGUCGCCCCCUGCCUUCUGGACUUCCCACCCUCGGGCCAGCAACCCCAGCUCAGGGGGCGCCAAGCUGCUGGAGCUGGACGAGGAGAAGCUGAGCAACUACGAGAUGGAAAUGAAGCCCCUGCUGAGGGUGGACUCCCACGGGCAGGAGGCGUACCCCCAGAAGAGACGCUACAGCAGGGGGGCUGCCUCCCGGGGCCUGGGCGAGGACCGGGGCUUUGGGGCGCAGAGACUGAGAUCCAAGUCCCAGAACAAGGAGAACGUCCGGCCGGCCGCGGGCGCGGAGCCCGCGGUGCAGAGACUGGAGAGCCUGCGGCUGGGCGACAGGGCCGAGCCGCGGCUGCUGCGCUGGGACCUGACCUACUCCCCGCCCCAGAAGUCCUCGCCCGUGGCCCGGGAAUCGGACGAGGAGAACGGGGACGAGCUCAAGUCCAGCACGGGCUCGGCUCCCAUCCUGGUAGCCAUGGUGAUCUUGCUAAACAUCGGAGUCGCCAUUUUGUUUAUUAACUUUUUCAUCUGA
Messenger RNA from Pipistrellus nathusii (Nathusius's pipistrelle), 2250 nucleotides. NCBI's taxonomy places the organism in Eukaryota, Metazoa, Chordata, Mammalia, Chiroptera, Vespertilionidae. The record is from the annotation of a GenBank genome assembly.